ACAAUCACAUCUGAUCAUGCUAUUGAGUGAAAAAGUGAAAUUUUUACCAACGGGAAUUAGAAAGUGUUGACUCCUUAAUUUCUAUUGCUAGCCGUCCAGUUAGUGAUUUCAAGACUGAGUCCAUGGAAAGUUCUAACUCCAAACAAAUCCGCAGCAUAUUCAAAGAAGCCAUCCAGCUGCUGCUAAAGGAAGGUUACAUUUUCCAAAAGGACCAAAAUCGGGAGGUUUAUCAGGUCGCUGAUCAGGAUAAAGAUCUGCACAAACUUACCCUUAACAUCAUUAAAGAAGACUGCAGAAGGCAAAAGCAUGCAGAAAAAGGCUGCCACUUUCUCCAUAUCUUGACCUGUGUCCGGCUGAGCGUUGGCUCCAGCGUUAGUGAGGCCGUACCGCAGCGCGCCAUUGACACCCUGGAAGGAAACAGCGAUAUUGUUAGCACCAUGGAAAAUUACUACACGGCUUUUUAGCAGAAGUGAGAACUCUCGGAGGAUAUCGGCUAUCCAGGAAGCUGGGAAAUCGCCGUGUUGGGACUUUUAUAGACUUUUUUAUGUCAAUCUCAUCAGUGUGGGUUUACACAGUUGGAAUGGAGCAAACCAUGUGCAGUUUUUGAUGAUUUUUUUAUUUAUAAAUGAAAGCAAUAUUAUUAAAGGAAAUAAUAUAUAAUAA
Molecule: messenger RNA, 663 nt
Organism: Xenopus tropicalis (tropical clawed frog)
Lineage: Eukaryota; Metazoa; Chordata; Amphibia; Anura; Pipidae
Product: CST complex subunit STN1-like
Exons: 4
Coding region: 123-464 (113 amino acids)
Cellular component (GO): chromosome, telomeric region; nucleus
Source: RefSeq, a predicted model, not a curated record